GUGCGCCACGUGUCAUCCAUCGGACGGUUCUCCCACUUCCACCUCUUCCCCACGAACAAAAGUCCAACGCUUCGGCCUCUUCCCCAUGCCUCCUCUCCGCCAUUGCUAUCUAUCGCUCACUUUCUCCCUUUCCCCUCUCCCAACUUCUGAUUCCCUGUGACGAUCGUAUCCUAUCACGGCAAAUUCGAUCGUCGGUCUGUUUUCGUAGGUACUUCCGAGAGGAUUCUGGGUUCCUUUCAUUUUGUUGGUUAAGUCGAGUGAUGAUUGCUUUACAAGCGAAGUACAGUGAAUUUUCCUUCCUUUUCCCUGUUUUUGUUUUGGGUAAUUCCUUCGAGGGAUUUUUUUCUUGAUUUUUUCUUCCAUUUAUUGUAUGGGUUUCUGGAUUGUGAUCGUUGUGCCUACUGCUUGUUCUUGUUUGGAGCUUUUCCGAGUGUUUUCUUAGCUGGGAUUGGGGUUUUGAUGAGUGGAGACUGUUUGGUGAUUGAGCUGCAGUUCGGUUUUUUUUUAUUCUUCCGGUUCAGAGACUGGUCUAUAAACAAAGGGUUCGAAUUUGGAAUGAGCUUGGCAUAAAAUGUGACAGCUUUUUCACUGUCUUAUCUACUGUAUUCUGGAGUUAGGCAAACGGCAGUUGUUUGGCUUUUUCACCUUCCUAAUCAGUGAUCGCACUUCCUCUUUUGCGGGUUUAAGUGGGUUUUGCUUUUGCGUAAGAAAGAUCGCAACUUUCGUUGUUUCUUUUAAGCUAAUACUUUACAAGUUACCUAAACCCGCCUUCAUGUUUCUUGGCAGCUGGUAUAUCCCCCAACUAAGUGUUAGCUUCCUUUGUGGUUGCCCAAAAGAAACAUGGUUUGCAUUUGACUAGGACACUUACUGUGUGUCGUGUUGACGACUCUGUUUUAGAUACAGGAGCUUACUCAAUUAUGCUGUUUCACACCCUUCUUCUUUAUUCCAUUCUGCAGUGGCUUUGUUCAUCUAGUGUCAGAAUGACAUUACUUGUAUAGCUUGCUCUUCAGUCAGCCAAAAUUUAGAAACAUGGGUGGGAUUUGUUCAAGGAAGAGAGACCAAGAUGUUCUUGGGGGUGGUAGUGCCAGCAGAGUUUCAGGGAGGUAUGGUAAAAGUGGGAGUUCGAAAUGGCUUCACAACUCAUUUGGUAAUGUUGCCGUCGCUGACUGCCAACCAGGAGGAAAUUGUCCCUCUUUGAUGGAACUAUGCAUACAACAGAUAUGCAAGGACAUUGAAAGAUAUAAGUCCUUUUCUGUUCUUCCAAGGGAUAUAAGCCAGCAAAUAUUUAAUGAGUUGGUGUUGACUCAUAGUCUCAAUGACGAUUCUCUUGUAGCAUUUCUCGAUUGCGCUCUGCAGGAUGUUCAUUUAGGUGACUGUCCAGGGGUGAAGGAAAGUUGGAUGGAUGUAAUAUCUUCACAAGGAUCAUCUCUACUUUCCUUGGACCUUUCCUAUUCGGAAGUCACAGAUGCUGCAUUGGUUGGUCUGAAAGAUUGUUCAAACCUUCAGGAAAUGACUCUAAAUUAUUGUGAAAGUUUUACUGAGCAUGGGCUGAAACACAUAAGUGGCCUUAACAGCUUAACUUCUUUGAGUUUCAAAAGGAGUAAGGCUAUUACUGCUGAAGGGAUGCAAGCCUUCUCCAACUUGGUUAAUUUAGAGAAGUUGGACCUGGAGAGAUGCUCCCAGAUUCAUGGUGGACUUGUUCAUCUAAAAGGAUUAACAAAACUGGAGUCUCUUAAUGUUAGGUGCUGUAAAUGCAUUACAGAUCUGGACAUGAAAGCUCUCACUGGUCUCGCUAAUCUGAAGGAACUGCAAAUAUCCAAUUGUAACAUAACGGAUUUUGGAGUUUCCUUAUUAAGAGGUUUGGAGAAGAUUAUCAUGCUGAACUUGGAAGGUUGUAAUGUGACAACUGAAUGUUUGGAUUCACUUGCAGCUCUUGUAAACCUUGCAUACUUAAAUUUAAGCAGAUGUGGGCUAUCAGAUGAGGGAUGUGAGAAGUUUUCUGAGCUGAAGAAGCUGAAGGUUUUGAGUUUGGCAUUCAACAACAUUACAGAUGCCGUUUUGGUCCAUCUAAAAGGCUUAAAGAACUUAGAGAGCUUAAACCUGGAUUCUUGUAAGAUUGGUAACGAGGGGCUGGCUAACUUGUCUGAACUUCCCCUCAAAAGCUUGGAGUUGUCUGAUACUGAAGUUGGCAGCAGUGGUCUUCGUCAUCUUUCAGGUUUGAAUCAACUGGAGAGCUUAAAUCUGUCUUUCACCUUGGUCACCGACGGUGGUCUAAGGAGAUUAUCUGGGUUGACUUCUCUUAGAUCACUCAACCUGGAUGCUCGCCAGAUUACAGACACUGGUCUUGCCGCUCUUACAAGUUUGACCGGUCUGACCCAUCUGGACCUAUUUGGAGCUCGAAUUUCAGAUGCUGGAACAAAUUAUUUGCGACACUUCAAGAAUCUUCAAUCCCUGGAAAUAUGUGGUGGUGGCAUAACAGAUGCUGGGGUAAAGAACAUCAAAGAACUUUCUCACCUAACCGUGUUGAACUUGUCACAGAACAGCAACCUGACAGACAAAACCUUAGAGUUGAUCUCUGGGUUGGAGGGUUUAGUGUCGCUGAAUAUUUCAAAUUCUCUGAUAACCAACAAGGGUCUGCAGCAUUUGAAGCCAUUGAAGAAUUUACACUCCCUAACAUUGGAGUCCUGUAAGGUGACUGCCUCCGAGAUAAGGAAGCUGCAGGUAUCUGCACUCCCCAAGCUGGUAAGCUUUCGACCGGAGUGAAGAAGCAGGAUGUGUACCCUUAUAGCGAAAGGGGAAGGAACUACUUGUAAAUAUAGCUUGGUGAUGCUCUCAGCUGGUGGUGUUAUCCCACAUACAGUCUCUUAAUAAGUAUACCUACCGGCUACCGCCUCAUCUGGCCGAAGGAAAGUUUGAAGGCUAGCAAUAGGAAGCAAGCCAUGCAGAAAGAAAGCCGUCAAAGUAUGUAAAUAUAUUGGCUUUUCUCUGCUUGCUCAAACCAUCAAAUGAAAGUUGUGCAUACAUAGCAGUUUUAUCAGGUGGCAUGAAAAUGUUUGCCCUAGUUUCUGUGAUUAUCAGAACAUGGUCGGAGCAGAAUGGAACAAUAUAACAUCAACCUGCAA
Molecule: messenger RNA, 3122 nt
Organism: Linum trigynum
Lineage: Eukaryota; Viridiplantae; Streptophyta; Magnoliopsida; Malpighiales; Linaceae
Source: the annotation of a GenBank genome assembly